Molecule: messenger RNA, 532 nt
Organism: Paraglomus brasilianum
Lineage: Eukaryota; Fungi; Glomeromycota; Glomeromycetes; Paraglomerales; Paraglomeraceae
Source: the annotation of a GenBank genome assembly
AUGCUACCAGAAAAUGUGGACUCGGCCCCUAGUUUUAUCACGGCGGCGAAAGACGUUGAUAGCAGUACAAAUCCCGAAUCUGUGAACGGGAUAGACAAAAGUACGGAGUCCGUUGCAGCGCCGGCAGAACUGGCCGUUCGCGAAGUAGAACAACGAAGAGUUUCCCCGCCUGUUUCUCCGCCUGAUCCUCCGCCUGGUUCUCCGUCGCCUGGUUCUCUUUUCCCCGCUGUUUCUCCGACACUUGUUUCUCCGACACUUGUUUCUCCGACACUUGUUUCUCCGACACUUGUUUCUCCGACACUUGUUUCUCCGACACCUGUUCCUCCGCCUGUUCCUCCGCCUGUUCCUCCGCCUGAUCUUCCGCCUGGUUCUCCGUCGCCUGUUUCUCUUUUCACCACUGUUUCUCCGACACCUGUUUCUCUGACUGGUUCUCCUUUCUCCGCUGCAACUUCCUUUACAGUAAAAGACUGCGUUUGUUAUUUUCACUUGCUAUAUAGAUGGUGUGUAUGCUUUAUUUUAAUACUAAGCUUUG